AUGGCCUCCCUCUGGAUCCUCUCCUGCUUCACCCUCAUCGGGGUCUCUGUAGGCUCGGGGGUCCCUGCCAGUGACCUGGAGCUGAGCAUUACACCCAGGAUCAUUGGUGGGAAGGACGCCCUUCCUGGUGCCUGUCCUUGGCACGUGUCUCUGGUGGUUUUCAUACACCCUGAUUUCAACGCGACCAACGCCUACAGUGACAUCGCCCUGCUGAAGCUGGGUUGGCCCGCUCAUUUUGAUCACACAGUGUAUCCUGUUCCCCUGCCCAGUUUUGAUGAAUACGUCCGUCCUUUAACCUUUUGCAAAAUUUUUGGCUUUGGCUACCUGUACCUCAAUGGCACAGGCUGCCCCAAGAGGCUGCAGGAGGCCAUUGUGCCGAUCCUCCGCAUGUCAGGCUGCCUUAGGUUCAUGCCCGGCUUCAUACCCCACUUCAUGCUCUGUGCUGGGAUCCAAGGCAUAGGCAUCCACAGUGGCGACCCUGGUGGCUCCAUGGUCUGCCGCAAGAAUGGAAUCUGGACUCUGACGGGCAUCUUAUCUUCUUAUGACAAAGACGAACGCAUCUUGAAUCCCUUUGUGCUCACUCGUGUCUCUAAAUUUAUACCCUGGAUCAAGAAGAUCAUGGCUAACAACUAG
Molecule: messenger RNA, 633 nt
Organism: Condylura cristata (star-nosed mole)
Lineage: Eukaryota; Metazoa; Chordata; Mammalia; Eulipotyphla; Talpidae
Product: chymotrypsinogen B2-like
Exons: 5
Coding region: 1-633 (210 amino acids)
Biological process (GO): proteolysis
Molecular function (GO): serine-type endopeptidase activity
Source: RefSeq, a predicted model, not a curated record